UAGGGACUUUGGGACAAUCACACGCGGCGACCUUAAAGUCAAAAACAACACAUUUCCUCCGCUUUUCUGACCCUUGGGACCCAGAGCCUUCUGGGACCUGGAGGCAGCGCAUCCUAGGGUGUUGAGCUUCUGAGUGUGGCCAUUGGUUCUACUCCGUAGACUGACAAGCGCUUUAGCCACUCAGAGGGGGCAGCGUGCAGGGCGUGCGGAAGCGGAAGUGAGGUUUCCGUGGAGACAGCAGAGCCUGCGGAAGGCGGCGGCGGCAGCGGCGGCAGCACCUGCGAGUGGAGGCUGGGGCAGGGCAUGGUCGCGCCUGCCGCACUGUAAGAGCGGAGCGGCCGCUGGGUCCGCCAUGCGCCGGCGGGGCUGACAUGGGCGCCAGCGGCUCCAAAGCUCGGGGCCUCUGGCCCUUUGCCUCUGCUACGGGGGGCGGCGGCCCUGAGGCGGCGGGCGCUGAGCAGUCUUUGGUGCGGUCUCGAGCCCGAGCGGUGCCUCCCUUCGUAUUCACGCGCCGCGGCUCCAUGUUCUACGAUGAAGAUGGGGAUCUGGCUCACGAGUUCUAUGAGGAGACAAUCGUCACCAAGAACGGACAGAAGCGAGCCAAGCUGAGGCGGAUACAUAAGAAUCUGAUUCCUCAGGGCAUCGUGAGGCUGGAUCCCCCCCGAAUCCACGUGGAUUUCCCCGUGAUCCUCUAUGAAGUGUGAGCCUGAGGCAUGGCAGACACACGCACCCACUGCCCCAGCAAGAAACUCCCAGGCUCAAGGUGUAGCUUCCGUUCAGGAGUCCAGGCUGGUGCCACAACCCUGAAUAAACUAAACUCCGUUGGCCCAGAA
Molecule: messenger RNA, 833 nt
Organism: Acomys russatus (golden spiny mouse)
Lineage: Eukaryota; Metazoa; Chordata; Mammalia; Rodentia; Muridae
Gene: Tusc2
Product: tumor suppressor 2, mitochondrial calcium regulator
Exons: 3
Coding region: 372-704 (110 amino acids)
Biological process (GO): regulation of mitochondrial membrane potential; inflammatory response
Cellular component (GO): mitochondrion
Source: RefSeq, a predicted model, not a curated record